This is a messenger RNA of Coffea eugenioides, 2169 nucleotides long. Its product is annotated as heparan-alpha-glucosaminide N-acetyltransferase-like. Lineage: Eukaryota; Viridiplantae; Streptophyta; Magnoliopsida; Gentianales; Rubiaceae. The coding region runs from base 82 to 1587 and encodes 501 amino acids. The record is from RefSeq and is a predicted model, not a curated record. The transcript is spliced from 13 exons.
UUGCUGCUUUAGCAGCUGUAGUUCGCGCGAAGGUCAAAGUCAAACCGGAGAAGCGAAACUAAUACUACUAUUAUCAUCAGUAUGGCAUCGGCGGUGGUAACAGUCGCAGUCGACGACGGCGAAGCUACGCCACUACUACAGAGUGCUUCAGAUGACUUUCCGAGGAGGAGAGGAUCAUCGGCGAUUAGAGGAGGAGGAGAGAUCACCGCUUCAGUCUCUGCGGAGGAGCCUGACAGUAACGACGGGUCAACACCACCCGUGGCAACCGCACCAAAACAACGCCUUGUGUCUCUCGACGUUUUCCGCGGUCUCACUGUAGCUCUGAUGAUUUUGGUGGACGACGCUGGAAAAGCUUUCCCGUCUAUAAAUCACGCGCCUUGGUUUGGAGUGACACUUGCUGACUUUGUUAUGCCGUUUUUCCUCUUUGGAGUUGGUGUUUCUGUUACUCUCGUCUUCAAGAAAGUACCUAGCAAACCUGAAGCAAUGAAGAAAGUUGUAAUCAGAUCAAUUAGGCUUUUCCUUUUGGGAUUGAUUCUUCAAGGUGGGUAUUUCCAUGGGCGUGAUGAUUUAACUUAUGGAGUUGAUCUUGGCAAGAUAAGAUGGAUGGGUGUGCUGCAGAGGAUCUCCAUUGGGUACUUCUUGGCUUCGAUUAUGGAGAUUUGGCUGGUGAAUAAUGUAGCGGUCGAUUCAGUGGUGACAUUUGUAAGAAGAUACUACUUCCAGUUGGUGCUUGCAAGCUUACUUGGUGCUUUGUACAUGGUAUUGCUGUAUUUUCUUUAUAUCCCAAGUUGGAGUUUUCAACUUCUUAAUCUCAAGGUUGAGUCCAUUCCUGGAUACAGAUCUGGCAAUCAAACAGUUCAAUGUGGAGUGAGGGGCAGUCUUGAACCUGCUUGCAAUGCAGUUGGUUUGAUUGAUCGGUAUGUCCUUGGUCAACAGCAUCUUUAUCAACGUCCAGUAUACAGAAGAACAAAGGAAUGCAGUGUCAACUCACCUGAUUAUGGCCCUCUCCCAGCAGAUGCUCCUGGAUGGUGCCUUGCUCCGUUUGACCCUGAGGGCAUCCUAAGUUCUUUGAUGGCUGCCAUUACGUGUUUUGUGGGAUUGCAUUAUGGGCACAUUCUUGUGCAUGUUCAGGGCGAGAUGGAAAGAGUGAAAUUAUGGUUUUUAACAUCCAUCCCUUUGCUAAUCUUGGGAUUUGGUUUGGAAGUUCUGGGCAUUCCUUUUUCUAAACCCUUGUACACAUUGAGCUACAUGUUCAUCACUGCAGGCGCAUCGGGCUUUCUCUUAACCAUCAUCUUUUAUAUUGUUGAUGUGAAAUGCAUUAGAAAGCCAACAGUAAUAUUUCAGUGGAUGGGAAUGAACGCUCUCAUAACUUAUGCUUUGGCUGCUUGUGACCUGUUUCCAGCAGCUUUACAGGGUUUCUACUGGCGCUCACCUGAAAAUAACCUUGUUGACUUCACUGAGAGGCUGUUCCAAACAAUAUUUCAUUCUAAGAAGUGGGGUACAUUGGGAUUUGUCCUGCUUGAGAUAUUAUUUUGGGGUGUAAUUGCUGGAUUCCUGCACAUGAAACGUGUGUAUAUAAAACUGUAGCUUGUAGGUGCAGUAUUACAUUGCACUGCAUUGUAGCAUGCCUCGGCAAGAUAAACAAAUUUGCCAAGUUACGCAGCUUAGAAUAUACAGGCAACCAUACACCUCUUAGAUGGUCGUGAAGCUCUAUCCUGCACUAGGAUGUCUUUCUUUGCACACUUUUAUGAAAAUAACUGGCCAAUCAGAUGAGCUGAAAUACCAGGUCGACAGACAAUGAACGCUAUAGGAUUUUGUCAGUUUUAGCUAGGAUAAACAUAUUAGAUUUUUUGUUUUUUGGCCUGUGUUUCCAGAAUUUUCUGUAAGUACCUAGUGAAGGAGACAUGUAGGCAAGGCUAUGGUGUAAAUAUGUUCUGUUGAUGUUGGAGUUAGGCGUCAAGCAUUGCUUGGAAUCAAGGGAAAAACUGAUCCUAAGAAGUGCAGAUUCGAUGACAAGGAAUUCCGAAGUAACAUACUCUCUGCCUUGCACUGUUCUUUGGCUUGGAACUAAAUUAUCUUAUGUGAACCAGAAAUCUUUAUGUUUUAUGUUAGCAAAGCUCGAGAGUGUAAUGAGGCAUUGUCAUCAACAUCUUAAGCUCUUUCUGUAAA